AUGGCCUCAAAAUGGCGCUUGACGAAGAAAGAGGAGAAGGAGGUGGAGACGUUCGCAGCUGCAGCAAAGCAGCGAGUGUUGGACGAAGGCGGAACCAAUGCCGAGGCCAAGAAUUCCUUUGAAGAUGCGAGAGCCCAGAAGACCAAGGAGUUGAAAGAAGCGAAGGCCAGUGCAUCGGCUGCGAAGAAAGCGGCUGCGGAGAAGUCGGGGAAGUCGACCCCGCCGUCAAUUGCAGGCCCACCUGCAGGCCCGCCAGCAGUUGCGGCUUUGCGCGGCGUGGCUGCGCAUGCUGGCGUGAACCAGCCCUACUAUGAAGCGAUCCUUGGCGCGUGCCAGACAGUUCUGAGUCACCCGACAUUUGGUCUGAUAGCCUCAGAGGGCCCACGGGACAUCACAGGAGACCUCGCCAAAGACUCUGGAUGUCAGGACGUAUGGACACCUGACAAAUGCAGAACAGCAUGCGGAAGAGAGGGAUGCUACCGAGCAGCCAUCAAUUUCUGGUGGCUCGACUUCCUCGCCAACCCGACGCCGUCAGUACCCCUGUCAUUGGAAAGAGCCAGGAAAUGGGCUGAAGUGUACUUCAAGCAGGGCCCAAGGCAUCUCAAAGAGCCAGUGGAGAUCGCCAUUGACCAUGCGGACUACGCCCUGGACACCUGCAAGGGCAAGUGGGUCAUGGUGUCGCCGCCUGAGGUAGUUCAUGGCAUACUCCUCAUGUUGGCGGAUAGGGUCAACAAGGCCCAGGAUCCGGAGUUGCUUCAGUGGAAGGGUGUGCUGCUGAGCACUCCGGCCGUCGUCACGGUCUACACAGGGUCUGAGGAAAGAUAUUGGGCGUCGUAUGACGCCAGACAGGUCGUGUGCCAGACCGCAGACUCUUGCAAGAGAACGGCCCGACAGACUGCCUACGAGAUCGUCUACUUCAGGGACAACAUUGUGUCCCUGCCCGACAUCAGUAUCCCCGAGCUACAGGAGCUGUACUGCACGAAGGGCAAUGCAGAAUCAACCACGAGAGAAUUUUCAGAUAACUUCGUCAAAGACUCCUUGACCAUACAUGACAAGAUCUUGGUGGACGACCAGUGCUCCGCCGUGCUCGACCUGCUGGAGUCCAAGUACGGGAGUUUGGAUAAUUGCCUGAACUCGACAACGAAGCUGAAAAUAGUCGUGGACCGCACCGACGGCUGGGAGGUGAGACGUUGGGUGCUGAAUGGCAUCGCGGAUGCCUUGCAGGCAAACAUGCUCCAGAACGAUCAGCUCGGAAAGACUUGGUUCACUGGUGGCUCCAAUUCCGUGAGCGGCAUUGACCUGAUCAAGUUUCGCAAGCUUGUGUUGGAGAUGUUGCUCAGGCAGGAGCUGCCAAAGCGAGGAUUUGAGUUGAAGGACUUGCAGCUGAUUGGCGAGAAGAUUCUAUGUCAUGACUACCGGAAGUACGUGUCUGCGCUCCCAGACGGCGCCAGCCCUGAAACGCAGUGGCAGGCGACACUCAAAAAGUCGUCCCAAACGUGCUUGAAGUUGCUGGAGGACUUGGGUUAUGGCAGUGCCCUGAACGGCUCCUUGGUUGCGGUGCUCAGGAAGGGCAAAGGCGUCAGUCCCAUGGAGCUUCUGGAUAUCGAGGCUAUCAGCACGAGGCUGGACAACGCAAAGCAACAGCUCGACGAUGAGAUCUGCGCGGAGAAGGCACUCCUUGGCGGCACUGUCGUGGACGAGCCAGAAACCACUGAAGUCGAGAAACUCAGCCGUGGCUCGAUUCCUGCCGAGCCUAGCAGAUACCAACGCGGGUCCGCGGAGCACUUUACCGCAACUGCAUGCCAAAUGUUCAAUGUGUAUUGCAGCUUGUAUGCCGAACCAGACACCCAAGCCGGGGUCGCUGCACUGGUGUCGCAAAGCUCGCUGUCGGGGAGCAGCGCCACAGGUGUGCCAGGAAAGAGCCUGGUGAUGAUUCACCUGGAUGCAGCUCUCGUCGGCGAGAGCCGCAGCCGCCCGUGGCAGAGACAGCCAGCAGUGGCACCCGCACUCGUCAGCAAGCUCAUCCACGGCGCUCUCGUCGGCCGCGGAGCCCAGCCGGUGAAGAGUGCUACGGAGCCCGACAUGCCAAUCGGUGGAGAUGCUGUCUUCCUCUGCGACAGCGGCCGGCCCGAGGUCGAGGCAGCGCUGCUGGGACCCUUCAGUCAGAACUCCGCCCGUGGUAACUUGUCCUCGUACCUGGAGCACACCCGCAUCACAAUGUGCAUCUCGCAGCAAGCCUUGACCGAGAAGAAGAAGGUGGCUCGCGGUAUGCUCAACCAGGUCAUGACACUCCAUGUCAUUGGCAACGAUCCCUGGGCCAAAAUGGUUCCCGAACGCAAGCAUACCAAGUAUCCGGGCACAAACCGGGGAAACGUCCUGGGUUGGGUGGGCCAGCCGACAUCGGCCGAUACCUGGAUGUCCUCCUACGAGAACAAGAAGGUUGUGUAUGGGGGCAAGAUCUUCGGCACGGUGGAGUCCAACCAGGAGGAGGAAGAGCGGAAGAAGAGCACAGAGCAGGAACCUGUGUUCUUUCACUUUCUCCCCCAAAGCCUGUACGAUAACAAUUUGAGCUCGUAUUCUGUGGUUGCAGUGCUGGACCUCACUGCAGGUCAAGGGGAACUGUGCAAAGCGGCGCUGGAGAAGCGCGUGCCGUAUGUUGGAUUGUGCUUAACUGAGCAGCACGCAGUGCAGCUCAAGGCUGAGCUCAUCAGCUGGUUGAAAGGACGCAUGUGCACCGAAGGCUCGACGUACUACAGUCCCGAGUGGACCAGAGCCGCCGGUGCAGACCUGGCAGAGCAGACCAAGACUCAGCCAAAGGCCAAGGCCACAAGGACGAAACCGAAGAAGCCCACCCAGCAGACCAUCGAGGCGGAGGACGACACGGAGGAAGAAGAAGAAGAGGAGGCUGAGCCGGAGCCGACUCGCAAGAAGCAGAAGAAGACGGACAGCAAGGCUAAGUCCAAGUCGACCAAGCGAAAGCUCGUCCCCUCUGACGAGGACGACUGA
Messenger RNA from Symbiodinium sp. CCMP2592, 3006 nucleotides. The record is from the annotation of a GenBank genome assembly. NCBI's taxonomy places the organism in Eukaryota, Dinophyceae, Suessiales, Symbiodiniaceae.